Molecule: messenger RNA, 2395 nt
Organism: Colossoma macropomum (tambaqui)
Lineage: Eukaryota; Metazoa; Chordata; Actinopteri; Characiformes; Serrasalmidae
Gene: slc25a21
Product: solute carrier family 25 member 21
Exons: 11
Coding region: 174-1070 (298 amino acids)
Source: RefSeq, a predicted model, not a curated record
UAACGUUAGUUAAAAUUAAACUCCAGGCACUAGGUUAGGAGUGUGCUGGGUUAGACAGAGACUGGACCUCCGGGCUUCUGAGCAGCUGAAACUCGGAACGAGACCUGAGAAGCUUCCUGCACACACGGCGUGUGGUGUUCACUUCACCAGCACAGCCCAAGAUCAGAUCGAUCAUGAGCCCCACUAAAAAGAGUUUGCUACGGGAGGCAUCUCAUCAGAUCAUUGCUGGUGGAUCUGCAGGUCUGGUGGAAAUUUGUUUGAUGCACCCUCUAGACGUAGUGAAAACCAGGUUCCAGAUUCAGCGAGGAGCCAGUGACCCUAACAGCUACAAAGGUCUAGGAGACUGUUUCAGGACCAUAUUUCGCAAUGAGGGAGUGUAUGGAUUUUACAAGGGAAUCCUGCCCCCUAUUCUAGCUGAGACACCCAAGAGAGCAGUUAAGUUUUUCACCUUCGAGCAAUACAAGAAACUGCUGAGUUUCACUCCCUUAUCUCAGGGCCUGGCUCUCUCUGUGGCUGGCCUGGGCUCAGGCUUAACUGAAGCUCUGGUGGUUAAUCCAUUUGAGGUAGUGAAAGUGAGCCUACAGGCCAACCGAGAUUCCUUCAAAGUGCAGCCCUCCACGUUUGCCCAGGCUAGAAUGAUCAUUAAUGCAGAUGGCUUCGGCCUCCGUGGGCUUAAUAAGGGUCUUACCUCCACACUGGGACGCCAUGGCGUCUUCAACAUGAUCUACUUCGGCUUCUACUUUAACGUUAAAGACGCUAUUCCUGCCAGCCAGGACUCUCGACUGGAGUUUAUGAGAAAGUUUGCUAUAGGUUUGCUGUCUGGAACCAUUUCAUCCUGUGUGAACAUCCCUUUUGACGUGGCUAAGAGCCGUAUCCAAGGUCCUCAGCCAAUCCCAGGGGAGAUAAAAUACCGUAGCUGCUUCCAAACCAUGGCCUUGGUGUACCGUGAGGAGGGAUAUCUCGCAUUAUACAAAGGAUUGAUACCCAAGAUCAUGAGACUUGGACCAGGAGGUGCAGUCAUGUUGCUAGUGUAUGAGUACGUCUCCAACUGGCUUCAAAGAAACUGGUGAUGAGAUGCAUCGCAAAGCAAGCAGCGUGCCAGCCAUGUACCUCAGCACUCUGCUCUUAGGCCUUAAUUCACAAAGUCAAACCAAUUUCAGUCUGUGCACCACAAACCAUGAACACCACAACUUUCACAACAUACUGCUAUCAUAUUCCAAAGGUAAAACAGUUAAAUAGAAACUGAAUUGGCCCAUACUUCAAGGAAUAUCCACAACUGUGCUUCACUAGAUUGACAUUAAUUCUGCUCAGGAGUCUUACCUUCAUUUUACAAUAACAUUGUUGCACCACAUCUCAUUCCACUCCUUGUUGAUUUUGACGCAAGAUAAUUACAGGGAAAUUCUCAUGACAUAUUCUUACCCAUGACGUUAGGGUGCCAGUGUGUGUGUGUGUGUGUGUGUGUAUGUGGGGGGGGUGUAUCACAGUUAAUUCACUGGCAUUGCAGUGCUGCACACCCAGUCACAGUCUACACUCUCCCACACUCACAACUCCCUCACCAUUAAAGGCAACCCAGCAGGAAAUGGCAACGCUUUAAGUUUACAUCAAACCAAAUUUAACAUACCUUACCAUUUCUAAUGGAGGGCCACUUCCAUGCUUAUGGAACACCAACCGUGAGCCUAAAAAAUGUAAUGAUGAGCACAGAGUCAUUUCAGAAGCACUUCAUUCAGGUGUGUUGUCAGAUGUUUUAGUAAUUGUUUGUAUUCUUCUUCUUAAACAUAAUUUCUGACACGUCUUGUGACACAAAUUAUGAAUUUGAGAUUUGUAUUUCUUGUUAGUCUGAAUUGAAAUUUAUAUUUCUUUAGUCAUUAUUACUUGCACAUUAAUGUGUCAUUAUUACUUUUUAGACACCUCUGACUGGAUUUUUUUUUAGAUUCCAUGUUUAAAAAUAAAUAAUUUACAAAAAGUUUUUUUUUAUAUUUUGACAAACAUCAGUGUUUCAGUGGCAUAAUAAGUUUACCAUGUGUGAUAACACUAAUAGUCACAAAUCAGUAGCAAACAAUAAAAUUCACCAAACAUUGUGAUGGGAACAACAGUAUGUAUGUAUUAUAAAAAGUGUUGGUGGAUUCCAAAGGUCAGUUUAAUUGCUGAACUUAAUUAAUUGGCAAAGUUAUUAUUUCCGUUUUUAUCAAUGUAGUCAUUCUCAUGUGCUUUUAAUUGCAGUUUUCAUAGAAAUAUUGUUGCUAAGUUAGUAUUAUGGAUGAACAUUUUAAAAGAGCAUAUGAAAUGAAUGAAAUGUGAUGAUGUGUCUCUAUUGUUCCCCAGUACUCUUGAUGAAAAAGGACAUUAAUGGAAAUGUUUGUUGGAGCUUUUUUUGAAAUAAAAUGCUUAAUUUUAA